CACUCCAUUACUCCGUCACUUAACACUUCUUUCGUUUCUUCUUAAACCCCUCUCUCUCAAUUUUAUUUCUCUUAAUUUUCAUCAAUUGAAUCAAAAUGCAUUCAUUCGGUUACAGAUUGAACGCUUUGUUCACCUUUGCGGUUACGAUUCUUGGUUUCAUCUGUGCAAUCGCUUCUUUCACUGAUACUCUCAAUUCUCCAUCUCCUUCUGUUCAAGUCCAGGUGUUGAAUGUUAACUGGUUUCAGAAACAGCCCAACGGCAAUGACGAGGUUUACUUGACACUUAAUAUAUCAGCAGAUUUACAAACCCUUUUUACAUGGAACACAAAACAGGUUUUUGCAUUUUUAGCUGCUGAAUAUGAAACUCCAAAGCAUCCCCUAAAUCAGAUAUCCCUCUGGGAUGCCAUCAUUCCGACUAAAGAGCACGCAAAGUUUACAAUUCACACAUCAAAUAAAUACCGUUUCGUUGAUCAGGGAAGCAAUCUGCGUGGUAAAGAAUUCAACUUAACUUUGCACUGGCAUGUCAUGCCAAAGACUGGCAAAAUGUUCGCUGAUAAAUUAGUCUUGCCAGGUUACCGGUUGCCUGCACAAUACAGAUGAUGCCUCUUUGUCAUGUUAAUGUAUUUUGUUGUGUAACUUUAGCCUUUUCUAUAACAAGUAUACAAGGUUUCUUCAAAGAACUAGAAUCAGAGGAAAGAAAUUCUGGUCUUGGAUUGUGGAAAUGAAUAGCAUUUAAAUACUUGAAUAUUUGAAAUUUUAUUGUGGUGUGUUCUCCAACUGUUUAAAGUUUAUAGUUCAUCUGGUUAACUCCUAUUA
Molecule: messenger RNA, 815 nt
Organism: Medicago truncatula (barrel medic)
Lineage: Eukaryota; Viridiplantae; Streptophyta; Magnoliopsida; Fabales; Fabaceae
Product: signal peptidase complex subunit 3B
Exons: 6
Coding region: 96-599 (167 amino acids)
Biological process (GO): protein targeting to ER
Cellular component (GO): signal peptidase complex; membrane
Source: RefSeq, a predicted model, not a curated record